AUGGCCGACACAGCGGAACAGGUUGAGACGGCGCCGGUCGCUGUCCAGCAGGAUCAGGAGAUGGCGCUAGCCACAACAAACAGCAGCACCGAGGUCGCGGCGCCAACUGGGAAGAAGGUCAUCAAGAAAAUCAUCCGCAAGAAGAAGCGACCGGCGCGAGCUCAGGUCGACCCUGACUUCCUCAAUUCCGAGCCCCCGCCCCAAACUGGAGUCACAUACAACCUGUGGUACAACAAGUGGUCCGGCGGCGAUCGAGAAGACAAGUAUCUGUCCCAAACGAAAGCCAAGGGUCGCUGCAACGUCGCCAAGGACAGCGGGUACACCAGAGCCGACCAGGUCACUGGGAGCUACUUCUGCAUCGCCUUUUCGCGUGGCAUCUGCGCCAAGGGCCAGGACUGCCAAUACCUCCACCGCUUGCCGGGGACAUUCGAUCUCUUCAACCCCAACGUAGACUGCUUCGGUCGCGACAAGUUCUCAGACUACCGAGAUGACAUGGGCGGUGUUGGAAGCUUUAUGCGCCAGAACAGGACCGUUUAUGUGGGAAGGAUACACGUCACCGAUGAUAUUGAGGAGGUUGUGGCGCGCCACUUUGCGGAAUGGGGGCAGGUUGAGCGCAUUCGCGUUCUCAACACCCGAGGUGUAGCAUUCAUCACGUACACGAACGAAGCGAACGCGCAAUUCGCCAAGGAAGCAAUGGCCCACCAGUCUCUCGACCACGAAGAGGUGUUGAACGUCAGAUGGGCAACCGCCGACCCCAACCCCAUGGCGCAGGCGCGAGAGGCGCGCAGAAUCGAGGAGCAGGCCGCCGAAGCUAUUAGAAGGGCCCUCCCUGCCGAGUUUGUCGCCGAGAUCGAAGGCAAGGACCCAGAGUCGCGCAAGCGAAGGAAGCUUGAGAGCACCUACGGUCUUGAGGGCUACGAGGCUCCCGACGAGGUCCACUUUGCCCGAGGAGCCAACGCUGUGAAUCCCCUUGGGCGAGAGGGCUUCGAGGUCGAAUAUCAGGAGCGGCCAAUGAUUGAGAAUGGUCAGACUGGCGAGGCUCCAGCACAUACAGAGCAGCCACAGCAGGAGACGGGCGGCAUCUUCUCGGGCAGCACGCUCGCGGCUCUAAACAAGGCCAAGGUUGCGGUAGCAUCAAAACCCAAGGCGGUCUCCUCAGGGCCGCUGGUUGCCUACGAUAGCGACAGCGAUGAUGAAUAA
This is a messenger RNA of Ilyonectria robusta, 1200 nucleotides long. RefSeq names its product RNA recognition domain-containing protein. Lineage: Eukaryota; Fungi; Ascomycota; Sordariomycetes; Hypocreales; Nectriaceae. The transcript is spliced from 2 exons. The record is from RefSeq and is a predicted model, not a curated record. Gene Ontology annotation, molecular function: metal ion binding; U6 snRNA binding; pre-mRNA binding. Gene Ontology annotation, cellular component: U2-type catalytic step 2 spliceosome; U2-type catalytic step 1 spliceosome; Prp19 complex. Bases 1 to 1200 code for a protein of 399 amino acids.